Messenger RNA from Cyclospora cayetanensis, 741 nucleotides. RefSeq lists its product as uncharacterized. Lineage: Eukaryota; Apicomplexa; Conoidasida; Eucoccidiorida; Eimeriidae. The record is from RefSeq and is a predicted model, not a curated record. The transcript has 4 exons.
AUGGCGGGAGAGAAAGUUCGCGUCAAGUGGGUGGUGAACUGUACCGGGGAGCCAACGACUUUCAAUGAGUCACUAGUAGAUGUAAAUGCCACCAUCCGGGAGGUAAAAGAAUUAGUCUUCGGGCAAGAGCUAGCUCGAGGCCUUAACGUGCGUGUGAUUUUCUUGGGACGAGAGCUCGCAGACAGCGACUCCCUAGCUUCUCACCUUCGUAUGCCUGCAAGGGUAGCUGCAGUGGGACCGUGUACAGCCUCAUCUUCAACCGAUGCGCCUGAGGUCCCAGACGUUACUCUUCAUGCUGUUCUUUCUACUCGCCUGCCGAGUGCAAGGAGCAGUGGUGUGAAUGGCCGCACACACGUGGGUGCGUCUAGUUGCGGCAAUUUAGGGUGACUGUGGCGCUAUUGGAAUCGAACUCGGUUGAUUGCUUGCGCAGGUGGAGGCAGCAGCGACGAAGGCGAUUGGUCUGUGGUCGUGCUGGGCAUGACUGUUUUUGUGAUCCUGUGCGUUUGUUGGUACCAUCGCCUUGCAUUUCCAACGGAUUUCACCCCAUUUUCCUCACUGCUGCUGGUUUUCUUCACGGGAUUUUACGCUUUCGCGAUUCGCGGGGUUGUCAUGCGCCUCCUCAAACUUGCCUUUGGUUGCUUGCGCCGCCCCUGGGGGACUGUUGACGCCUCAUCCCAACCAACGAGGCCGGUAGCAACAGCACGUGCUUUUCCGGAAGUCCCCCACCGCCCUUUGAGCUAA